Lycium barbarum (goji berry) is the source of this 2028-nucleotide messenger RNA. RefSeq names its product cytochrome P450 711A1. NCBI's taxonomy places the organism in Eukaryota, Viridiplantae, Streptophyta, Magnoliopsida, Solanales, Solanaceae. Gene Ontology annotation, molecular function: iron ion binding; heme binding; oxidoreductase activity, acting on paired donors, with incorporation or reduction of molecular oxygen. The record is from RefSeq and is a predicted model, not a curated record. The coding region runs from base 224 to 1813 and encodes 529 amino acids. The transcript is spliced from 5 exons.
UGAAAGUGGAAAAUGGAAAGGAAAAAAAAAAACACAUAUAGAGGACCCCACCAUUUAGGCAUAGCUAUCAUUAAACACAAAGACUAACAACUCAUGAAAUGAUUUGAUCAUAGAUCAAAAAACAAGGCCGGCUCUACCCCAUCAAUUUCAAGAUUCUCCUAAAAUAUUUGUGUAUAUAUAGUCAACUGUCCAUUUGAUAUCCUUCUCCAUCAAGGCAAAAGAAAUGGUGUUUCUAAGCACAGCAAUUCAACAAUCAAUAGUAGAACUAAUAAGGUUGCCCAUAGCCCCAACCAUAUGCACUAUCUUAGCCUUAGUAGUUGGUGUUUUGGUCUACAUGUAUGGACCUUAUUGGCGGGUGAGAAAGGUACCUGGUCCUCCAUCUUUCCCCCUUGUAGGACACCUCCCUUUGAUGGCUAAGUAUGGACCUGAUGUCUUCUCUGUCCUGGCCAAACAAUAUGGUCCUAUCUUCAGAUUUCACAUGGGCAGACAGCCAUUAGUUAUUGUAGCAGAUGCAGAGCUGUGUAGAGAAGUUGGGAUAAAGAAAUUCAAGUACAUACCAAAUAGAAGCAUCCCAUCUCCCAUUGCAGCAUCCCCUCUUCAUCAGAAAGGCCUAUUUUUUACUAGGGACUCAAGAUGGUCAACAAUGAGAAACACUAUUCUAUCAGUCUACCAGCCAUCUUACCUUGCUAAGUUAGUGCCAAUCAUGCAAUCAUUUAUAGAGUCUGCAACUAAAAAUCUUGAUUCUGAGGGAGAUGUCACAUUCUCUGAUCUUUCCCUCAAGUUAGCAACAGAUGUAAUUGGACAAGCUGCUUUCGGUGUGGAUUUUGGACUCUCCAAAUCAAUAUCAGACAAAAUAAACCAUCAUCAAGAUGAUAGUGAAGUGCAGGAAUUCAUCAAGCAGCACAUUUACUCCACAACACAACUCAAAAUGGACUUAUCAGGUUCUGUUUCAAUCAUACUCGGCUUGCUUGUUCCGAUUCUUCAAGAGCCAUUUCGCCAAGUACUCAAAAGAAUCCCGGGCACUAUGGACUCGAAAGUGGAAAGAACAAACAAGAAUUUAAGUAGUAGGCUGGAUGAGAUAGUGGCAAAGAGGACGGAGGAAAAAGAUCGUGGCUCAAAAGACUUCUUGUCGCUUAUACUGCAGGCAAGGGAGUCAGAGAAGUUAGCUAAGAAUGUUUUCACCUCAGAUUAUAUCAGUGCUGUAACUUAUGAGCACUUGCUGGCGGGUUCUGCAACAACAUCCUUUACUUUGUCUUCUAUCAUCUAUCUGGUUGCUCUCCAUCCAGAGGUUGAACAGAAGUUGCUUGCAGAGAUAGAUGCUUUUGUCCCUGAUGAUCACAUACCCACUGCCAAUGAUCUUCAGCAGAAAUUCCCAUACCUUGAUCAGGUAAUCAAAGAAGCAAUGAGGUGUUACGUUGUCUCGCCCUUAGUUGCCAGAGAAACAUCAGCUGAGGUGGAGAUUGGAGGCUAUAAACUUCCUAAGGGAACAUGGGUUUGGUUGGCUCUUGGAGUUCUUGCUAAGGACCCAAAGAACUUCCCUGAACCAGAGAAAUUUAAACCAGAGAGGUUUGAUCCAAACUGUACAGAGGAAAAACAAAGGCAUCCUUAUGCAAAUAUUCCCUUUGGAAUAGGGCCACGAGCAUGCAUAGGACAGAAGUUCUCCAUACAGGAAAUCAAACUGUCACUGAUUCAUUUAUAUCGCAAGUAUAUUUUUCGACACUCUCCCCUCAUGGAAAGCCCAUUGGAACUUCAGUAUGGCAUUGUCCUUAACUUUAAGCAUGGUGUCAAGGUUCAAGCUAUCAAGCGUAAAUGAAACAUUCGAACAUCAUCUCUAAUCGUUGAUAUAUCAAGCGUAAAUGAAACAUUCGAACAUCAUCUCUAAUCGUUGAUACAAGAGACAAGAAAUGCAUACUUGUAACUUCCACUAUUUCAAAUGCAACUACGCAUUUCAUAAUAGAAAUAUUGCCUGUAACUCCAUUUUUUAUGACAUAAAAAAUGUGUGAGUCACUGCGUAAAGGUUCUGGUUUC